AUACCUACUCCCCUGCACACUUGCCUCUCUACCUCGCACACACUAUUCCCUCAUACAUACUACUCCUCACACACUAACCUCCCUACCUACCCACCUACCUCACCCGUUAUGACAGCGACGACGCCCUUCAAUCGCCAGGGCUACGUCAAGAAGAGGGCGGGAAAGAAGAACGCGGGCGACGCGGCGCUCAGCGCGGCGAAGAAGCAAGUCAAGACGGAGGAGACGCAAAAGAAGAGGGCGAAGAAGAACACGCAGGAGAUCGGGGAUGAGGGGGAGGACUCAGAGACGAAGAACGAAGGAACGAGCGAGGCGACGACGAGGAGGAGGAGGUCGCCGCGCAAGCACAAUAUGGGCUUGAGGUGAGUAUCUGCUUCCUCGCCUGUUGUACGUUGGAUAUCAGGCGCUGGGUACUGUGCAGUCAUUA
Molecule: messenger RNA, 424 nt
Organism: Schizophyllum commune H4-8
Lineage: Eukaryota; Fungi; Basidiomycota; Agaricomycetes; Agaricales; Schizophyllaceae
Exons: 1
Coding region: 109-363 (84 amino acids)
Source: RefSeq, a predicted model, not a curated record